UCUGUUAGUCUUCUGCCGCUAGGGGGCGCAUGUGAGCUCACGAACGUCCUUUUCCGAUUUUAUAAACAGAGAAAAUGUAAAAAUUUAACCAAGGGGCCUUCUGUUCUGGCAGGAUGGCUAAAUGCACCAAGAAGGUCGGGAUCAUCGGGAAAUACGGGACCUGCUAUGGCGCCUCCCUCCGAAAAAUGGUGAAGAAAAUUGAAAUCAGCCAGCAUGUCAAUUACACUUGCUUCUUCUGUGGCAAGACCAAGAUGAAGAGAGCCAUUGACAUCUGGCACUGUGGUUCCUGCAUGAAAAUAGUGGCUGGUGGGGCCUGGACCACUUCUGCCGUCACAGUGAAGUCUGCCAUCAGAAGACUCAAGGAACUGAAAGACCAGUAG
Acomys russatus (golden spiny mouse) is the source of this 380-nucleotide messenger RNA. Its product is annotated as 60S ribosomal protein L37a-like. Gene Ontology annotation, biological process: translation. The record is from RefSeq and is a predicted model, not a curated record. Gene Ontology annotation, cellular component: ribosome. Lineage: Eukaryota; Metazoa; Chordata; Mammalia; Rodentia; Muridae. Bases 114 to 380 code for a protein of 88 amino acids. Gene Ontology annotation, molecular function: structural constituent of ribosome. The transcript has a single exon.